This is a messenger RNA of Lycium ferocissimum, 1238 nucleotides long. RefSeq names its product homeobox-leucine zipper protein HAT22-like. Lineage: Eukaryota; Viridiplantae; Streptophyta; Magnoliopsida; Solanales; Solanaceae. Gene Ontology annotation, biological process: regulation of DNA-templated transcription. Bases 184 to 993 code for a protein of 269 amino acids. The transcript has 3 exons. The record is from RefSeq and is a predicted model, not a curated record. Gene Ontology annotation, molecular function: DNA-binding transcription factor activity, RNA polymerase II-specific; sequence-specific DNA binding.
AAGACUCUCACUUUAUACAUUUCAAGUUUCAACAAACCCAAGCUACGCCUAAUUAGCUAAGCUCCAACUCUUCUCUUCAUAUAUAUCCCACCACCCCUUUUCUCUUUUCCACCAUUCCUCCUCACAACAAAAGUUCACACUUCUUCACUUUUUUUUUUCUCCUCCUCACUGGUCUUCUUUUCAAUGGGUUUUGAUGAUAUUUGCAACCCGGGCCUGGUUUUAGGAUUAGGCUUUUCCUCAACAACCGAUCAGAAAUCAACAAAAAUAGCACCACUUGGCAAAGGACCGUCUCUUGGGUUUGAACCUUCGCUAACUUUAAGCCUUUCAGGUGAUCGUACCUACGAACAACAAGUUAUGAAGAAGGUUAAUGUUACGAAGCCGUUGAUAAAUGAUCAUCAAUCAGCUGAUUUAUAUCGUCAAGAUAGUACUGCUGCUUCUUCCUAUUCAAAUGCUAGUGUGAAAAGGGAGAGAGAUGUUGGUAGUGAAGAGACGACGACGGAAAUAGAGAGAGUUUCCUCAAGAAUUAGCGAUGAAGAUGAUGAUGGUUCUAAUGCUCGGAAGAAACUUAGGCUCACUAAAGCACAAUCUGCCCUUUUGGAAGAGAGCUUCAAGCUACACAGCACUCUCAAUCCUAAACAAAAACAGGAUUUAGCCAGGGACCUGAAUUUAAGGCCUCGCCAAGUUGAAGUCUGGUUCCAGAACAGAAGAGCCAGAACAAAGCUGAAGCAAACAGAGGUUGACUGUGAGUUCCUGAAAAAAUGUUGCGAGACACUGACAGAGGAAAACAGGAGGCUUCACAAGGAGUUACAAGAACUGAAGGCUCUAAAAAUAGCACAACCUUUGUACAUGCAGUUGCCGGCAGCCACCUUAACUAUGUGUCCUUCAUGCGAGAGGAUCGGUGGUGUCGGAGAAAAUCCAACAAAAAAUCCUUUCACUAUUGCUCAGAAGCCUCACUUCUACAGUCAAUUCACCAAUCCAUCAGCAGCUUGUUAAUUAUAGACCAUAUAUAUAGUAUAUAAUAAUAGUAGUAUCAUGUUUAGAAAAAUCUCCCAAACCCGCCACUUUUUUUGGUUAUGGGCUUGUAUGAAAAUCAAAUGAGUAGUUCAGUUGUAUGUGUAGAGUUAGAGUUGAGGUCACUAAUCAAUCUUUUUAAUUUGUUUUCUUAUGGUCCAUAUUAUAAGUCUGUAAAUCAUUAAGGAAUAUAUACAUAUGGAUGGAUUAUUAUUUAUUAUAUUGUA